Neocloeon triangulifer is the source of this 1343-nucleotide messenger RNA. RefSeq names its product trypsin-1-like. The coding region runs from base 46 to 1173 and encodes 375 amino acids. Gene Ontology annotation, molecular function: serine-type endopeptidase activity. The transcript is spliced from 7 exons. The record is from RefSeq and is a predicted model, not a curated record. Gene Ontology annotation, biological process: proteolysis. NCBI's taxonomy places the organism in Eukaryota, Metazoa, Arthropoda, Insecta, Ephemeroptera, Baetidae.
GGCGCCUAAGUGGGACAUUCGACAACCGAUUUCCAUCUCACCACCAUGCUGCAGCUCAAAUCGCUCGCUUUUUGGUCACUCGCGGUCCUGUUGCUGGCGCAGGUGCACGCCCGCUUUUCUCCACUGGCGCCCAAAGUGCGGCACAACCUGCGGCCCAUGUUCAACUCGGAGGCGGAAAUCCCUGCUUGGGUUCUGAUGCACUACAACGUUAGCGAGAUCAGCGAAUUCAUCGCCAUCAAAAAUGCCACUGGCGUCAGCAAAGACGACAAAGGAGUCAUAUCUUCCCUGUGGAGCUGGAUCUUCAGCGGCGGAUCCGGAAGCAGCAGCUCAACCGGAGGAACCAGCGGCGGCAGCAGCAGUGAAGUUUCCGUGGAAGACGCCGAAUCGGCCGGAACACCAGUUAACUUUCCCACGUGUGAUUGCAAAUGCGGAGUAGCCAACUCUAGGUUGAGGAUCGUGGGUGGGCAGGAAACAAGAGUCAACCAAUAUCCAUGGAUGGCUAUGCUUUCUUAUGACGGCAGAUUUUACUGUGGCGGAACUUUGAUCAACAAGAAGUACAUUCUCACCGCUGCCCAUUGCGUUAAAGGCUUUACUGCAAAUCGCAUGAAAAUCAGGCUACUGGAGCACAACCGCGAUUCGUCCUCUGAAACCAGCAUAGUCGAUCGCAGCGUCGCCAAAAUUAUCCACCACAACAAAUACAACCCAAGCACCUUUAACAAUGACAUUGCUCUGCUGAGGAUGGACAAGGAGGUGCCAAUAAAGGGCAACCUUUUGCCUGCCUGCAUGCCUACGCCAGGAAAGAGAUUCACAAAUGAAGACGCGUUGGUCACCGGAUGGGGAAAAACUGCCGAGAACAGACCAGUCUCUACCGUUCUGAGGGAAGUCACCGUGCCAAUUAUGUCCAACUCGAAAUGCCAGUCUUAUUACGGUACAAGCCAAAUCACAGACAACAUGCUCUGUGCGGGGUUCAAAGAGGGAGGACGAGACUCUUGCCAGGGGGACAGUGGCGGCCCUCUCAUUGUGAAGAAUGAAUCACACUACCAAAUUGCUGGAGUUGUGUCUUGGGGCGAAGGUUGUGCCAGGCCUAACAACCCUGGAGUGUACGCCAGAGUGAACAGAUACCUCACAUGGAUAAAAAGCAACACGCCUGAUGCUUGUUUUUGUAAAUCGUAAAGGCUGGAAAAUCUCUCAUUCCAAUAAUUUAUUUAUCAUAUAUCAUGAUAUUAUCUUGAUCAUUCCUAUUUUGUUUUGCUAUGGGAAAAGUCGUUGUGUUCCUCAGUGCAUAUCAAUCUAUAAGUUUUUUUGUAAAAUUAUUUAUAUGAAGUUUUCUAAUAAAUAUUUUA